Messenger RNA from Marasmius oreades (fairy-ring Marasmius), 1332 nucleotides. RefSeq lists its product as uncharacterized. Bases 1 to 1332 code for a protein of 443 amino acids. Lineage: Eukaryota; Fungi; Basidiomycota; Agaricomycetes; Agaricales; Marasmiaceae. The record is from RefSeq and is a predicted model, not a curated record. The transcript has 5 exons.
AUGAGAUGGAUGAACCAUCGCGUCGCACGGCAAUGCUUUCUUUUUGAUAAACGCUUCAAUAGCACACUCUCUACUACUCCUCAAACUCCCCCGACCUCUCGUACCGUCGUCAUUGAAGACUUACCGAGAGGUUUCAGACCUACUUCAACUCUUCUGCGCCGUAUAAAAGAAGGCACAGUAGAGGAGCUUGAUUACGACCCCCACAAUCAACGGGUUUAUCUCAGCUUUCUUCACCCGCAGCCUGCAUUAUCCGUCUACGAGAGAUUCAAGGCCGGCAGUUUGUCUCUGAGAUCCGGGCGAGUGGACGGGCAACCAGCUCCUGUCCGAAUGGGAAAGCCAAAACCUCUACCCGUAAAGCUAGUUGCAGGCAUUAGUGACCAGAACGCCAAUCGCGUACUAGUAAUUGGAUUCCAGGCGUCCAAUGUCGAUAUUGAAGCUAUCAAAGAAAAGAUUUUCACGGACGCCCGCAAAUUUGGUAAAUAUGGCGCACUGGACGUACAAAGUCGGGGAAGGAGCGUUCUGUUUCGUGUAUAUUUCUACAGCAUAGAAUCAGCGAUGACGGCUAAACAGCACUGGUCUGAAGACCGGGCGUUCGCCAAAGCAGGAAUAUCUUUCGCCUCUUACGACCCUUGCGAUUUCAUCCUGUUUUCCCAUCACAAAAAGCGGGAUGGUCUAUACGAUCGGGUGCUUGUCAGGAAUCUUCCCGUGGACAUGGGCAUAACCGGAGCGAUUUUCCUCUUACAGCCUGAACUUGGCCGUUUUCGUAACAUAUUCAAAGUCGGCGAGGGAUCCUAUGCCAUCACAUUCUACAGCCAUGAAGCUGCAUCACGAUAUCUUGAUGCUGCCGCCUCAAAUUAUAUACGAGAACCGGGGAUGGAGAAAAUCGAAGCAAUGGCACAUGGGAAUACGGAUGCUAAGUCGAAACGUGUUUCAGACGCAGCUCAACUGGGUGCUACAAGAACUGUCGUCUUGACCGAUAUCGACGAUUAUCAGCGGUUCUCGCAAGACCGCGUCCGAGAAGAUUUCAAGGCAUUUGGAGAGCCUUAUCACACGGCAUGGAAGCCUGAAAGUCGUGCGAUGCAUAUCACUUUCUCAGACAUGGUGCACGCGAGUCGAGCUAUCCACCGUAUCGAGUCCAGAAUAAGAUCGGAUAAAGCCUUCUCCGAUUACGUGGAAGCUGGGCUGUCCAUAACGUUUGGACCAGAACCAGACGCUCCACCGUCUCCAGCGCUCGUGGAAAUAAAACCGCUGCGUCUCAAAAAAGGGAAGAUUACAACCGAUAUUUCGACUUCUCGACGAUCACCGGUUCAGAAAAGCACCGCUGUGUCAUGA